AUGGGAGGUAUUGUUGACAGAUCCCAGUGUGCAACUAUUCACGAUGCCUUAACAGGAUCCGCGGACGAACUUCACGUGGACAUAAAUACCAAUAUGGCAGCCCCUUCCUCUUCUCCAGUCCACUUCGACGAGGCAAUAGGGCCAUUCAACGACGUCCAAAUCGCAGAAAACAGAGGAAUGCUUAACAAGGACCAAUGUAACAUAAUUCAGGGCCUCGCAGAGUCCUCCACCAGUUCCCCCAGGGAACGAAUCACUGCUGACUUAGAGCAAUUCCAGAAACUCCUCAAUGAAAUGCUGCAACCAACAGAUGUCACAGUCCUAAAGGCGUUUCGUCUUGAUAGCCGUACAAAUGCCGCCCGUAGGACGCGACCACGACCCCUAAAAACCGUCCUACGUAGCAAUGAGCAGGCGAAACUAAUACUUUCCAGGCGUUUUCGAUUGAAGCAUUCCCAUAAAGGAGUGUUUUUUCAGCCGGACUACUCACCUGCCGAGAGCAUGAAACGCCGCGAACUUGUCCUAGAAUUGAGAACACGGCAAACCAACGGAGAAAAAAACUUGACAAUCUACAACGACCGGAUUGUCAAACGACUUUCCGCUUCCCUCUCGAUCAAGCCGAUCCGAAUGACUGCACAGCUACCCCAGUAG
Spirometra erinaceieuropaei is the source of this 645-nucleotide messenger RNA. Lineage: Eukaryota; Metazoa; Platyhelminthes; Cestoda; Diphyllobothriidea; Diphyllobothriidae. The record is from the annotation of a GenBank genome assembly.